AUGGCUUCCUUAACCUUGCUAGUGUCACUCCUGCUUGCUCUUGUCAUUCCUCAGGGGUUUGCAAACUAUGAGAAACCUCCGAUUUAUCAACCACCGGUGAAAACACCUCCAAUCUACAAGCCACCAGUAGAGAAACCUCCCGUCUACAAACCACCUGUUGAGAAGUCUCCUGUUUACAAACCACCAGUAGAGAAGCCACCUGUGUAUAAACCACCAGUUGAAAAACCUCCUAUUUACAAACCUCCUGUUGAAAAACCUCCCGUUUACAAACCACCUACAGAAAAGCCACCAGUAUACAAACCACCAGUUGAGAAGCCUCCAGUCUACAAGCCACCAGUAGAAAAACCUCCUGUCUACAAGCCUCCAGUUGAAAAGCCUCCAGUCUACAAGCCACCAGUUGAGAAACCUCCAACAUACAAGCCACCAGUUGAGAAACCUCCGAUUUAUAAGCCACCGGUUGGGUAUCAGCCACCAGUUUACACUCCUCCUCCGUAUUAG
Vicia villosa (hairy vetch) is the source of this 498-nucleotide messenger RNA. RefSeq names its product repetitive proline-rich cell wall protein 2-like. Gene Ontology annotation, molecular function: structural constituent of cell wall. The transcript has a single exon. The coding region runs from base 1 to 498 and encodes 165 amino acids. The record is from RefSeq and is a predicted model, not a curated record. Lineage: Eukaryota; Viridiplantae; Streptophyta; Magnoliopsida; Fabales; Fabaceae.